GAUAGCUGAUCAGCUUCCCUGGAUUUCGCUGACACCACAGGAAAGCUUUGCCUGAAGAUGGAAACACUGGAGUCGGAACUGACCUGCCCUAUCUGUCUGGAGCUGUUUGAAGACCCGCUGCUGCUGCCUUGCGCUCACAGCCUCUGCUUCAACUGCGCGCACCGCAUCCUGGUCUCCCACUGCGCCACCAACGAGCCAGUGGAGUCUAUCACCGCCUUCCAGUGCCCGACCUGCCGCUAUGUCAUCACCCUCAGCCAGCGCGGUCUAGACGGGCUCAAGCGCAACGUCACGCUGCAGAACAUCAUCGACAGGUUUCAGAAAGCCUCAGUCAGCGGGCCUAAUUCUCCCAGUGAGACCCGCCGGGAGCGGGCGUUCGAUAGCAACAGCAUGUCGUCCUGCGAGAAGGUCCUCUGCCAGUUCUGCGACCAGGACCCUGCCCAGGAGGCGGUGAAAACCUGUGUUACCUGUGAGGUGUCCUACUGCGAGGAGUGCCUGAAAGCCACUCACCCCAACAAGAAGCCGUUCACCGGCCACCGGCUCAUUGAGCCCAUCCCGGACUCUCACAUCAGGGGAUUAAUGUGCUUGGAGCAUGAGGAUGAGAAAGUUAACAUGUACUGCGUGACCGACGACCAGUUAAUCUGUGCCUUGUGUAAACUGGUCGGGCGUCACCGUGAACAUCAGGUGGCAGCUUUAAGCGAGCGCUAUGACAAGCUAAAGCAAAAUUUGGAGAGCAAUCUCACCAACCUUAUUAAGAGGAAUACUGAACUGGAAACUCUUUUGGCGAAACUCAUUCAGACUUGUCAACACGUAGAAGUAAAUGCAUCCCGCCAAGAAACUAAGCUGAUGGAAGAAUGUGACCAGCUCAUUGAAAUAAUCCAGCAGAGACGACAAAUAAUUGGAACCAAAAUCAAGGAAGGAAAGGUGGUGAGGUUGAGAAAACUGGCUCAGCAAAUUGCGAACUGCAAACAGUGCAUUGAGCGCUCGACAUCCCUCAUCUCGCAGGCUGAACAGUCGCUGAAGGAGAACGAUCAUGCUCGCUUCCUGCAAACUGCUAAAAACAUCACUGAAAGGGUUUCCAUGGCAACUGCAUCCUCCCAGGUUCUAAUUCCUGAAAUUAAUCUCAACGAUACUUUUGAUACUUUCGCACUUGAUUUUACCAGGGAGAAGAAAUUAUUGGAAUGCCUUGAUUACCUUACAGCUCCCAACCCACCCACCAUUCGAGAAGAGCUCUGUACAGCUUCUUACGAUACCAUUACUGUCCACUGGACAUCAGAUGAUGAGUUCAGUGUGGUCUCUUAUGAACUGCAGUACACCAUCUUCACCGGACAAGCUAAUGUUGUUAGUAA
This is a messenger RNA of Mesitornis unicolor (brown roatelo), 1346 nucleotides long. RefSeq names its product E3 ubiquitin-protein ligase Midline-1. The transcript has 6 exons. Lineage: Eukaryota; Metazoa; Chordata; Aves; Mesitornithiformes; Mesitornithidae. The record is from RefSeq and is a predicted model, not a curated record. Gene Ontology annotation, molecular function: zinc ion binding. The annotation marks the transcript as partial.